Mytilus californianus (California mussel) is the source of this 3238-nucleotide messenger RNA. RefSeq names its product flavin-containing monooxygenase 5-like. NCBI's taxonomy places the organism in Eukaryota, Metazoa, Mollusca, Bivalvia, Mytilida, Mytilidae. Gene Ontology annotation, molecular function: NADP binding; N,N-dimethylaniline monooxygenase activity; flavin adenine dinucleotide binding. The record is from RefSeq and is a predicted model, not a curated record. The transcript has 7 exons. The coding region runs from base 150 to 1754 and encodes 534 amino acids.
AAAUUUUCGACAUAAAUAAUAACACUUGCUUAUCGGUGGUUUAUCAAUGUAAUAAUAAUUUAUCAAUAUCAGUUCAAAAGUUGGAACAGGUGAAAUACAAAACGUAAACAGAUUAGCUAAAUUAGAUUACAUUGGAGAAAAUAGCCAUCAUGAAGGUUGCAGUAAUUGGAGCAGGAGCCAGUGGAUUAACUGCUAUAAAGUGUUGUAUAGACGAAGGACUAGAACCAGUAUGCUUUGAAAGAACUAAUGAUAUAGGUGGGUUAUGGAGGUAUACAGAAAAGGUUACAGAAGGUCAGUCAUGUGUGAUGAAGUCUACUAUUAUCAACACAAGUAAAGAAAUGAUGUGUUACAGUGACUUUCCAAUACCAGAAGAAUAUCCUAUCUUUAUGCACAAUACGUAUGUUCAGAAGUAUUUCAACCUUUAUGCUGAUAAAUUCAACCUACGGAAUUAUAUACAAUUUGAACAAGAGAUAUUAAGUAUAAACAAACAGCCCGAUUUUAAGCGAACUGGUCAGUGGAAUAUCAAAGUGAAAGACAAAAAAAGUGGUGAUGUGGAAGAGAGUGUGUUUGAUGCUGUUCUUGUUUGCACAGGCCAUCAUGCUGAAAAGCAUGUUCCUGAUUUUCCAGGUUUAUCAAACUUCAAGGGAGAAGUCUUUCAUAGCCAUGACUACAGAAAUCCAGCUGGAUAUGAAGGGAAGAGAGUAGUUAUCAUUGGAAUAGGAAAUUCUGGAGGUGAUAUGGCUACGGAACUUAGCAGAGUAGCUUCACAGGUGUUUAUAAGUACUAGACGAGGAAGUUGGGUAUUAAACAGAAUAGGAGACAAUGGUAUGCCAUUAGACAUGGCCAAUUCUGAUAGGUUUAAACUGGCAAUAAAGAAUUAUUUACCAGCCUCAGUCUUAAAUACUAUAGUGGAAGGUCGUCUAAAUGCAAGAUUUGAUCAUUCUGUAUAUAGUCUUAAACCUAAACACCAUGUGUUCGCCCAGCACCCAAUGGUAAAUGAUGAAAUGCCAAACAGAUUGGCAUCAGGAACUCUGACAGUAAAACCAGAUAUCAAAACAUUUACUGAAAAUGGAGUUAUAUUUGAUGAUGGCACCAAAGAGGAGAAUAUUGAUGUUGUUAUCUUGGCAACCGGAUAUAAAUUUGGGUUUCCUUUCUUAGACAAAUCUGUAGUAGAUGUCAAAGAGAAUCGUGUUGAACUGUACAAAUAUGUUUUCCCACCUAAACAGGAGAAAAAAAAUACUCUGAGUAUAAUUGGAUGUAUACAACCUAUUGGGGCGAUUAUGCCUAUAUCUGAAUUACAGUGUAGGCUAUCUUUGCGUGUUUUUCAGAAAAAAAUCAAACUUCCCUGCAGCGAUGAAAUGAUAUUGGACAUAAGAUCAAAAGAAUUAGCCAUGAAGGAGAGAUAUGUACAGACUCAAAGACAUACCAUUCAGGUGGAUUAUAUUGACUACAUGGAUGAACUUGCUACACUGAACGGAUGUCUACCUGAUCUUCAAUCAGUAUUUUGGUCAGAUCCUAAAUUGGCCUUAACCUGCUUCUUUGGGCCUUGUACACCAUACCAGUACAGAUUGCAGGGUCCUGGAAAAUGGGAUGGAGCUAGGCAGGCAAUAAUGACACAAUGGGACAGGACAUUUGCAUCCCUGAAAACAAGACCAUUAGGAUUUACAGAAAAACCAUCACAGAAGAAAUUCUUCAUUUUUUACUUUGUUUUUGUAGUGCUAUUUUGUUAUUUAGUUCAUGUUAUAUUUCUGUAGGUAAUUAUGUUGUGACAUUCAUUGAACACAUCCAAAAAUCUAGGAAUGACAUUUAUAACUUUCAACACUUUUUAACAGAUGACCAAAAGAUCAUUUCUUAAGAUUUAUUAAACAAAUGUUUUACAACAAAAGAGUAUAAAACACCUGUAUGCUGUUUUUCUUCUCUACAAGUGGGAUAUUGAGAAAUUUCAAAUAUUUGAACAUCUCUCUUUAUCAAAAAUGAAAAGAAAUGUGACAAUAUAGAUUACAAAAAACAUACUGUUGAUAACACAGAAUUUGAUUGUUGUUUAUUUUGUUUUCUAAUUAAAGAAAUAUGUGUGUACCUUUUAAUGUUUGAUAGAAUUAUUUUUUUUCAUACAAAACAUUGUUUAAUACUCAAAUAUCAAGAUAGGAUAUGCUAUACAUAAGAUAACAUUUGCUUUUUAAUUUUGUACUAUUUAUUAUUUUUUACUGUUAAUGUUAAUUUUAUAUGUGCUGAAUUUUAAUUGUUAUAGAAAAGUUUUUAAUGUAUGUAAUAAAAACGCUGUAUGAAUUUUAAGUCAUGUCCUCUAUAUUUUAAUUUACUGCCUACACUUUUGUAAAAGUCCACCUGUGUAUUUCUAAAAAUCACAAAUUAAUGUUGUGACGUGAUUAUAGGCAUAAUUACAAAGAUAAAGAACUGGACAAAGAUACAACCACCUAAACAUGGGCCACCCUAUGAUUUGUAAUUUUCUUUGGAAAAUGCCUGUUUAAGUUGGGAAUAUAGCAGUUGUUUUCCACGUGUUCCGUUGAUUGAUAGCGUUUGAUUUUGUAAGUUUUUAUGGACUUCCCCUUUUUGAAUUUGCUUUGGAGUUCGUUAUUUUUGUUAUACUUUUUUUUACUGAAGAGGUCUUUAUUGAAAAGAGAUUUAGAAGGGUCAUAGUCAUUAUCAUAUUAGGAAAGUGUGACAACUAGCUUAGUGUUCAGCUAUAUAGUACAAAGCUGGAUAAAGCUUCACCAAUAUUGCUUAGAUUUUGUACUAUACUAUAAAAGAGUUUUUUGCUCUAAUAAUGAGGAAUAUUUGUACUAUAAUCCUAUAAUAUAUAUUAUCUGUGUGACAAACAAAAAGGUAUUGUCUGUCUACCAUAAUUAAAUGCCAAAUAUUCCUCAAGCGCUACAUGCUACUCUUUUUAUUGUUUGUAUUAAUGGGACCAUGUAUGCAUUUGGGCACAAAUGGUUGCAGGUAGUCAAAUUAUUACACUUAUUGCAUGUACUUUCUUUUGAAAGGGUUUUCAAUCAACAAUAUAAUGAUGUAAAAUGACAUGGAGUUGAUGAGGCAUAUGUUCAGCCCUCUUAGUUACCUAACUUUUUUUACUUAUAUAAAAAUGCAGUUUUGUGGAAUGUUUAAUGCUUGUCUCUAGUCAUUGUACUAUUUAGUUAUUUGACUAUUUAACAAUUGUACUUAUACAUUUUGUAAUUUAUUUUUCUAUUACAAGGAUUUUAUGAAUAAAGUAUGUUUAAGAAUA